Molecule: messenger RNA, 3428 nt
Organism: Pararge aegeria (speckled wood butterfly)
Lineage: Eukaryota; Metazoa; Arthropoda; Insecta; Lepidoptera; Nymphalidae
Product: inter-alpha-trypsin inhibitor heavy chain H3-like
Exons: 29
Coding region: 259-3345 (1028 amino acids)
Source: RefSeq, a predicted model, not a curated record
GUUUAUAUCUUCAACGCGUUCAUAUACUUUAUUCGGCUUACGAUUAUUAGCUUUCAUAUUAAAAGCAAGUUACGACGGGGUCGGAAGUCAGACCGUGGAGAUACCCGUCUAUCUAUCUUCCAGUUGUUUAAUGAUUUUACCAAGAAAUAUUGAUAAAAAGUAAUUCAGCCUGUUAAAAAACUGCAACUGCAAUAAGCUGGACAGUGUCAUCGGAAUCAUUGAUUUAUCGAAAAUAUCGGCUAUGGUACCAAUAUAAUCAUGGAACCCCGAAGAUUAAUGAUAGUGCUGUGCAUCAUUGUAAUAACCGUCAGCAAGCAUUCCAAGGCGCUGCCAGCUCAAAAUGAACGUAUUAUAUUUCGCGACGAUCUUCAAAAUCUUGCAGUACCCAGCAUCUCUCCUGGGGCUCCUAAUUUGCUCGCGCCUAUUAAAAUAACAGAGAUGCGCGUGCGCUCCGAAAUAGCCCUGCGUUAUGCUUGCACAUCUGUGAUAACUUAUGUGAAAAACCCAGGCACGAGGCCGCAGGAGGCCACGUUGCGGAUGCUGCUACCUGACACCGCCUUCAUCACUAACUUUACUAUGUUUUUGGGUGGAAAAUCCUACAAAGCGUAUGUAAAAGAAAGAGAAGAAGCUUCACGAAUUUACAGUGAAGCAGUAUCACAGGGGGCUAGUGCAGCUCACAUUGCUACUGAAGCUCGCGAUUCUAACCACUUCACGGUAUCUGUCAACGUGGAAGGCAACACUACAGCUAUCUUCGACUUGAGAUACGAAGAGUUUCUUGUCCGCCGUAACGGGUUGUACAAUCAUGCCAUCAACCUACACCCUGGCGCACUUGUUCCGAAAAUGGAGGUCGUUGUGCAUAUUAAAGAGUCACAAAAGAUCACUAAACUAUUCGUACCCGAAGUGAGGACCGGUAAUGAAAUUGAUGCGACUGAAAGGGACGCACAAAAUUCAAAAGCCGUCAUUCGAUAUGGUAUAUCUAAGCGUGAAGUAACCGUCUCUUUUGCUCCCGAUCUGCUAGAACAGGAAAGACUUGCUGAAGUAUAUGAGCUCAAAUCCAAAAGAAAGGAUUCAGUGGAAAAAUACAUUGGUUAUAGUAGUGAUGAGGAGGAGGAAGUAAAUAAAGGAGUACUCGGCCAGUUUGUAGUACAAUAUGACGUACAACAAUCAAAUAAGGGUGAAAUCUUGGUAAAUGAUGGAUAUUUUGUUCAUUUCUUGGCCCCGACUUCACUUCCGCCAUUGAGUAAGCACGUGGUGUUCGUGCUAGAUACUUCUGGAUCCAUGAUGGGCCGAAAAAUUGAACAGCUGCGUAACGCCAUGGAUGCCAUUCUAUCGGACCUCAACCCAAAUGAUUAUUUCAAUAUAGUUGAAUUUAACUCCGAUGUUACAGUGCACGAAUUGAAGGAGGCCGAUGAUGUGCAGUCAGAUUGGAAGAGUCACGCCACGUUGGUACCACCUUCUCGCGCCUCGCCGGAAAACAUUAAUAAAGCAAAAGUUAUUGUAUCCGAGCUCGAUGUCUCCGGAGUAACCAAUAUCUUCAACGCACUGGAUGUGGCCAUCAAUCUUGUUAGACAAGAUGUUCCUGAAAGAAAACGAAUCAGAAUCGACAGUUGGGAACGCGGGUACCAAGGGAACUGUCACAAACAGGAGUUGGAGCGCAUGAUAAUCUUUUUGACGGACGGAGAUGCCAACGAAGGUGAAACUAGCAUCGCUCGCAUCACUACGUCAAUAACUAAGAAAAACUCUGGAGCGAAACGGGCGGCCUUGUACUCAUUAGCUUUCGGUGAAGAGGCGAACCGUAUUUUUUUACGCGAGCUCUCUCUUCGUAACGAGGGUUUCAUGAGGCAUAUAUACGAGGCAGCUGAUGCGGCGCUACAGCUGCAAGACUUCUACCGACAAGUAUCCUCGCCACUCCUCUCUCACGUACAGUUCCUCUACCCUCGCCGACAGAUAAAAGAAGGUUCGGUGAGUCGUAACCUGUUCCGCACUAUUAACUCGGGUGCGGAGGUGGCAGUGGUGGGUCAGAUCGCGGAAAAUGUUACAGAGAUUACGCCGACAGUUCGUGGUUUGCGAAGCAGUGACAAUGGCCUCGGCAGGACACGUUACGAAACAACUUCGAAAGUGGUCGUAAAUCGCACUACGGGCGAGUAUUUGCCCCUGGAGCGGUUGUGGGCGUACCUCACCAUCAAUCAGCUGCUGGACAAACGAGAUGCUGGAAAUUACUACAGCACGGAUGAGAACAGCCCCGAGGAGAGGGCGCUCUCUAUAGCCCUUACGUACGCGUUCGUGACACCCGUGACGUCACUUGUAAUAGUCAAGCCAAUCGCAAACCACUCUGAUGUUCACGAAGUACUAUCUACAUCCUCGCGUACACCUCGUACAAGUAACUGGCCAGUUAUGAGACCGAUUGUUCCACAAGCGAUGACGCAAAGCGAUCUCGAGAAUCAACCUACGGGGCGGUUUCUUGAUGGGAAAAGUUUCAAACCCAUGAUAAAAAGUGGUUAUACUGCAUUAUCUGACUCUUCAAACCCAACAGGAGCUGUAGUUCUAAUUUCAUCAACUCGGCUUCAUCGUCCCGAAAGUUGGAAUAGCUAUAACAGACAUCGAGAUCGUCUCAAUCAACUUGGACGUUGGAACUUUGGCAAUCACAACCAUCAAUAUGGCAGACCGGGAAAGGAGUCAGAAGCGGUUUAUGAAACUACUACUGACUACCAUGUCUAUGGAAGACAUGUUGAAGAUGGUAACUUAUUAGAAUCAAUAGUUCCCAAUCCUGUCGUCAAGAUUCACAGAAGCAAAAGUCAAGGUGAAGUAUUACAAGAAAAUGAACUUAACGAGUACAGACCAAGCAAAAUUCAAGGUAAAAUAUUACAAGAAAUUGAACCUAAGGAGUACAGACCAAUCGAAAUUGAAGAUGAUGACACAGUCGCAACAUUUGUGCUUAGUCCCGACUUCAAUACCUACAGAAGCAAGAAUGAAGAGUCGACAGAUCCCAACUAUGAAGUUGACUCCAAUGAAAAUCUUGAGAACGCCAUAUAUGCUUUUGCACGAAUAGAAUCCGCAGGCAAGAGCAACGAGUCUUUUGUUGUACUCCGAACCAAUGAAACCCAAAUAACUCUCAAGCUUUCGACGGACGAUAACACGCCGAAAUCGCAUGGGGGAGAUGAAGAAUGCACGAACUCGAUAGCAAUGGACGAGAAUGGAAACACGGGAGGCUUGUGUGUGUAUAUCUCGCGGUGUUACGACUUCCGGAGUAUAUCUGCUGAGGAUUAUCUAAAUAGCUACUGCGUCGUUGACAAUAGCUAUGCCGGCAUUUGCUGCCCAAGAAAUCACGUCGAUGUCAUUUUCUAAAACACCGAUCAAGAGCGUGGUGUGCGAGAAACCGGGGCGCUUGAACAAGCUAAAAUUAGCAUUAAAACCGAUGGACACACGGA